Loxodonta africana (African savanna elephant) is the source of this 5626-nucleotide messenger RNA. It is a transcript of the gene SCARF1, whose product is annotated as scavenger receptor class F member 1. The record is from RefSeq and is a predicted model, not a curated record. Gene Ontology annotation, molecular function: low-density lipoprotein particle binding; scavenger receptor activity. Bases 7 to 2499 code for a protein of 830 amino acids. The transcript has 11 exons. Gene Ontology annotation, biological process: dendrite development; heterophilic cell-cell adhesion; neuron remodeling. Gene Ontology annotation, cellular component: membrane. NCBI's taxonomy places the organism in Eukaryota, Metazoa, Chordata, Mammalia, Proboscidea, Elephantidae.
GCCGCCAUGGGACUGAGGCUACUGCUCCUGCUGCUGCUGUUCUGGACUCAGGGGACCCAGGGGUCCAAGCUGGACCCCAAUGGGCGGCACGUCUGUGUGGCCAGCAGCCCCUCUGCUGAGCUCCAGUGCUGCCCAGGCUGGAGACAGGAAGAUGCAGAAUGCACCAUCCCCAUCUGUGAGGGGCUGGACGCCUGCCAGGAACACGAGGUGUGUGUGAAACCAGGCCUCUGUCGAUGCAAACCUGGAUUCUUCGGGGCCCAGUGCAGCUCCCGCUGCCCAGGCCAAUACUGGGGCCCCGACUGCCGUGAGAGCUGCCCGUGCCACCCGCACGGCCGGUGUGAGCCGGCCACGGGCGCGUGUCACUGCCAAGCCGACCGCUGGGGCGACCGCUGCGAGUUCGCGUGCGCCUGCGGCCCCCAUGGGCGCUGCGACCCUGCGACGGGCGCGUGCCACUGCGAGCCAGGUUGGUGGGCGACCACGUGCCACCGCCCGUGCCAGUGCAACCUAGCGGCGGCGCGCUGCGACCCUGUCACUGGCACCUGCCUGUGCGAACCGGGCUGGUGGGGCCGCCGUUGCAGCUUCCGCUGCGUCUGCCACGGCUCGCCGUGCGAGCAAGGGUCGGGCCGCUGCACCUGCCGGCCGGGCUGGUGGGGCCCCGGGUGCCGGGAGCGGUGCUUGUGCGUGCGCGGCCGCUGCAGCGCCACCUCGGGCCAGUGCGCGUGCCCUCCCGGCUUCCACGGCGAGCGCUGCGAGCUGCAGUGCCCCGCAGGCCGCUACGGGGCGCAGUGCGAGGACAGCUGUGGCCACUGCAAGCAGAAUAAGCCAUGUGCUCCAGACACGGGCAGCUGUGAGUCCUGCAAGCCAGGCUGGAAUGGAACCCGGUGCCACCAGCCCUGCCCACCGGGCACCUUUGGCGAGAGCUGCAGGCAGCAGUGCCCCCGCUGCCAGUUUGGGGAAUCCUGUCAGCCAGAUACGGGGCACUGUCACCGCUGUGACCCUGGCUGGCAGGGCCCCAGGUGUGAAGAGCCCUGCCCACCUGGCACCUUUGGGAAGGACUGUGGCUUCACCUGCCCCACCUGUAUUCAGGGGACCUGUGAUGCCGUGACUGGGGACUGUGUCUGCAGUGCCGGCUUCUGGGGGCCCAGCUGUAACACUUCCUGCCCAUCCGGCUUCCAUGGAGACAACUGCUCAGUCCCUUGCCAAUGCCAAGAGGGGCCCUGCCACCCUGUCUCUGGGGCCUGCCAGCAUGGCCUUCACGGUCAGGAUGCUGCCCUCAUCGCGGGCAUCCUGGUGCCUCUGUUGCUGCUCCUCCUGGGCAUUGCCUGCUGUGCCUACUGCUGCUGGGCUGCCCGCAUGGACCCCAAGGACAGGUCUACAACAGAUGGAGCCACCGUGUCCAGGGUGAAGCUGCAGGUGUGGGGGGCACUGACCAGCCUGGGCUCUGUGCUGCCCUGUGGCUCCCUCAGCAGCCACAAGCUACCUUGGGUGACAGUCUCACACCACGACCCUGAGAUCCCCUUCAACCACAGCUUCAUUGAACCACCCUCUGCCGGUUGGGCCUCCGACGACUCCUUCUCUUCUGAUCCUGAGUCUGGAGAGGAGGAUGAGGGUCCUGCCUACUGUGUGCCACCCCAAGAAGGGAUGGCCCCUGUGGCCCAAGUAGAGUCACCAGAGGCCAGCCUGGCUACAGGCCCCUUCCCUCCCCCUGAGGAUGCCUCCACACCAUUCGCCAUCCCACGCACCUCCAGCCUAGCCCGGGCCAAGCGGCCAUCAGUCUCCUUUGCUGAAGGUACCAAGUUUGCGCCACAGAGUCGCCGGAGCUCAGGGGAGCUCUCCAGUCCCCUCCGAAAGCCUAAGAGGCUCUCUCGGGCAGCCCAGCCAGGUCCUGAGGGCCAGGAGGCUGAGGAAUCCACAGACCCAGAGCCAGCAGAAACGGACAAGGCCCCUUCUGGUGCUGCCAGCCCCAGGGACUCAGCCAUUGGCCGCCGGCAGCAUCCACUUGGAGGCCGAACCGUGGCUGAACGUGUGGAAGCCAUUGAGGGCAGUGUGCAGGAGAACUCAGGCCCAGUGACCACCAUCUACAUGCUGGCAGGGACACCUCGGGGAUCUGAGGGGCCUGUCCGGUCUGUCCUGCGCCGUUUUGGUAGUUUCCAGAAAGGCCAGUCAGAGCCCAAGGUCAAGAGUGCCAUCCCCAAGCCUCCACGCAGAGCCCUGAGUCGGAACAAGGGCAGCCCUGGGCUGGCCUCUGGCUGUGCUAGCCAGAGUCCUGGCUCAGCCCCGUAUGAGGAGCUCACGGGGGCCUUGGAGUCUGUGAGAGCCAGGCCAGGAGAAGUGGCCAGGGGGCUGGGAGAUGGCAUUGAGAGCCCGGGGAGGACCCAGGAGCUGGCCCCUGCGGGUGCCCUCCCAGAACAGGCUCCCCAGAAGCUGGCUGAAGAGGAAGGGCAGGAGGAACCCCAGUAUGAGAAUGUUGCACCCAUCUCUGGGCCAUCAGAGCCCUGAAGACCUUGAACUUGGGGAGUGGGGGGACUACAGAAGGGGGACACCAGGACUGCCACUGGGUCAUAUUACAUAUUGUGCUGGGAAAUGAUCACAGGGUAGGGACAGACCUGCCAGAGCCUCUGUCCCUUCCAUAGGGACAAGUCAAAGAUUAGAGGCCAGGGUUGGCUCUGGAAACUGGAAGAGCUCCUGGAGUGGGUCUGGAAGGCCCAGGCAGAGAGCUGCAGUGUAGGGUCACAGAGGAGAAGAGGAGAUGCUGCAGGGACUUUUUCUCUGUUGUUCAAAGGGAUAUUCUUUCCUUUAUUUGCAAAACAUUUCUUUUGAAAUGGGAAACAAACUAAAAGUUUGACUAUGAGAUUGGUUAAAUAAAUAUUUCUUAUGACAGUUUACUACACAACCACUAAAAAUCGCGUUAUGCAAACAUAGUUCAUGAAGUGGGAGAAUGUUCAUACUGUCCUGUUAAGUGCAAAGAGUACAAACUAGGAAACACAAUAUAGCACCAUUUUCUUUUUAUAAAUUUUACUUCUUUAUGCCUCAGGAUACACGUUUAGGAUUCUACGUUUUUUCUGUAUGUUUUGUUAAUAUUUUAAAAGCGGAAGUGUUUGUUUUUUUUAAAGGAUAUAUGUACAUAAAAAGCAAUUUGAGGGAAAGGCAUAAAAUGGUCAUUUCCUCUGAGCGAUGAGAUCAUGGGUGAUUUUAUUUUCUUCUUUAAAUUUUUGUGUCAUUUACAGAUUUUCUACUUUUUUCACUAGAUUGAACUUUUUAAAAAUUAUAAAAGUGGUAAUAGUCUUUGUUAAAAGUAAAAAAGACUACCCUCAACAAAAUACUAGUGAAUAGAAUCCAACAGCAUAUUAAGAGUCAUACACCACAACCAAGUGGGAUUUAUUCCAGGAAUGCAGGGAUGGUUCAACAUUAGAAAAUCAAUCAACAUAACACACCACAUCAAUAGAACAAAGGGAAAGAACCACAUGAUCUUCUCUAUGGAUGCAGAAAAAGCUUUUGAUAAAAUCCAACACUCUUUCUUGAUGAAAACCCUAAAGAAGAUUGGAAUAGAAGGGAAAUUCCCGAAUAGGAUUCAGGGCAUACAUGAAAAGUCAACAGCCAACAUUAUGCUUAAUGGAGAAAGGCUGAGAGCUUUCCCCUUGAAAUCAGGAACAAGACAAGGGUGCCCACUCUCACCACUUCUAUUCAAUAUUGUAUUUGAAGUCCUAGCCAGAGCAAUAAGGCAAGAAAAAGAAAUAAAAGGUAUCCAGAUUGGAAAAUAAGAAGUAAACUUAUCUCUUAUUUGUGGAUAUGAUCCUAUAUGUAGACAAUCUCAAAGAUUCCACAAUAGAACUUCUAGAGCUAAUAGAGGCAUUUAGCAAAGUUGCAGGGUACAAGGUCAACAAACAAAAAUCAUUUGGGUUUCUAUACACGAGGAAUGAGAAGUCUGAAAGGGAAAUUAAAGAGACAAUUCCAUUUACAAUAGCAUUGUCUUACUUACCUAACCAAACCAUUGCCAUGGAGUCGAUUCUGAUAGCGACCCUAUAGGACAGAGUAGAACUGCCCCAUAGGGCUUUCAAGGAGCACCUGGUAGAUUUGAACUGCCAACCUUUUGGUUAGCAGCCGUAGUUCUUAACCACUACAGCACCAGGGUUUCCCUUACUUACCUAGUGGUGCUCUAACAGAUAUAGCACAAGUGGGUGACUUUAACAGACAGAAAUUUAUUUUCUCACAGUUUAGGAGGCUAGAAGUCUGAAUUUAGAGUGCCGGCUCUAGGGGAAGUCCUUCUCUUACUGUCAACUCUAGAGGAAGGUCCUUGUCUCUUCAGCUUCUGCUUUCUGGGUCCUUGGAGAUCUCCAUGUGUCCUGGCAUCUAUCUUACCCCAUCUCAUCUCUGCUUGCUUGUUUAGUCUCUUUUAUAUCUCAAAAGAGGUUGACUCAAGUUAUAUGCUACACUAAUCCUGCCUCAUUAACAUAACAAAGACAACCCAUUCCCAAAUGGGAUUAUAACCACAGGCAUAGAGGUUACGAUUUAAAACACAUAUUUUUGGGGAACAUAACUCAAUUCAUAACAAGCAUCUAAGAGGAUAAAAUUCCUGGGAAUAAGUCUAACCAGGGACAUGAAGGACUUAUACAAUGAAAAUUAUAAAACACUGCUGAAAGAGAUUAAAGAACAGUUAAAUAAAUGGAAAGACGUUCCAUGUUCAUGGAUUGGAAGACCUCAUAUUGUUAAUAUGUCAAUACUACCCAAAGUCAUCUAUAGUUUCAACACAAUCCUGGUGUCAUAGAUUGAAUUGUGUCUCCCAAAAAUAUCUGUCAAUUGGCUAAGUCAUAAUUCCCUUAUAUGAUUGUCUACCGUUUUAUCUUUUGAUGCGAUUUCCCUAUGUGUUGUAAAUCCUAUCACUAUGAUGUAGUAAGAUGGAUUAGUGGCAGUUAUACUGAUGAGGUCUACAAGAUUCUUGUUGUUGUUAGGUGCCGUCGAGUCGGUUCCGACUCAUAGCGACCCUAUGCACAACAGAACGAAACACUGCCCGGUCCUGUGCCAUCCUUACAAUCGUUCUUAUGCUUGAGCUCAUUGUUGCAGCCACUGCAUCAAUCCACCUCGUUGAGCGUCUUCCUCUUUUCCGCUGACCCUGUCCUCUGCCAGGCAUGAUGUCCUUCUCCAGGGACUGAUCCCUCCUGACAACAUGUCCAAAGUAUAUAAGACGCAGUCUCACUAUCCUUCUUUUAAGGAGCAUUCUGAUUGUACUUCUUCCAAGACAGGUUUGUUUGUUCUUUUGGCAGUCCAUGGUAUAUUCAAUAUUCUUCGCCAACACCACAAUUCAAAGGCAUCAGCUCUUCUUUGGUCUUCCUUAUUCAUUGUCCAGCUUUCACAUGCAUAUGAUGUGAUUGGAAAUACCAUGGUUUGGGUCAGGCCCACCUUAGUCUUCAGGGUGACAUCUUUGCUCUUCAACACUUUGAAGAGGUCCUUUGCAGCAGAUUUGCCCAAUGCAACGCGUCUUUUGAUUUCCUGACUGCUGCUUCCAUGGCUGUUGAUUGUGGAUCCAGGUAAAAUGAAAUCCUUGACAACUUCAAUCUUUUCUCCGUUUAUCAUGAUGUUGCUCAUUGGUCCAGUUGUGAGGACUUUUGUUUUCUUUAUGUUGAGGUGC